UCAGGGAUGUGAAAUGUGGCCCGACAGGUCAGAUGGGAACUCAGACAGAAAGCGGGACCGACAAGCUUGUCAGUCAGGUGGAUUGCGCUGCGCUUAGGUCGGAAUCGAACAAUGACCCCGCUGUGCCGCCGCCGCCGCUGAGUGGGAACCCGUGCGGAGGGACACGCCGACCCUCACCUCACCUCACCGGACGAAAGAGGAAUUUCCCGAUGGUGCCUCUGACAGUCGGAGCACAACUCAGGAAGGAGCAGUGAGAGGAAGCGUGGGAGGAGGAGGGUCUGCUGAGGAGGAGGACGUGGGUGGGGGGGGGGGGGGGCGCACUGUGUGCCCGUGGAGUGGACACAAGAGAAGACAUGCUUCACUACGGGCCCAGACGAACAUUUUCCAGCACCACCACCACAGACGACUCUUCAGAGGCCACCAGCGAGAGGACAAUCAGGCGCCUUCGGUUGACUCUCCAUCCGGGAGAUGACGCCAGCAAGGAGCACAAACCUGCUAAAUCAGAUACGGAUGGCUGGAAAAAGAGGAAUGGCAUCAUUCAAAGAGAGAGGCCGGCUGGCAGAGAGUCACUCGAGCAGCACCUGGGUGACAUGACCAACGGGCAGCCCGAGCCCUCGCCGCAGCAUCGCGGGCCCAAAAUGUACGGCGUCGUGCAAAGGAACAACCCGGAAAGACAACAGGAAGUGAUGGCGCGAGAGUGGACCGUCAGUCACCUUCAUGACGAAAUGAAGUACAUCAGGGAGGUGAGAGAUUCUCUGGAGAAGCUCAGAGAGCGCAUGUACGGGCAGUUUGGAGGCAUGCAGCAAUCUGUGCACAAGCUCUCGCAGGAAGUAAAGACUGCCAACUCACGCCAGAGGAGUCUUGAGUCAGAGGUGAGGGUCCGCACAGCAGCCAUGGAGAGAUUCGAUCAAAUGAACAGCUCCCUUAUAUCAUCCAACAUCGGCCUGCAGAAAUCUCUCCUGGACAACUGUCAAAAUCGAGCGGACACGAGGGAAGAGUUGAAGACUUUGCGCAGCACAUGUGAGCGAACACAAGAACAGCUCAGAGACAAGGAGCGAGAGCUGGCCGCUGCACAUGCCGAGAACCAGACGCUCAGACUUCAGGUGGAAUCUUCGCGGGAAGCCAACAGCAAGGCCCUAAUGGAGCUCUCCGUAGCACUCGAAAGGGACUACCAGGAAAAGCUGCAGGAAGAGCAAAGAAAACACAGGGAGGAGAUUGAAAUACUCCAGGCGCAACUGGAUGACUACAUCAGACGACUGGAGGAAGCUGAGAGGAAUAUUCGGGCCGCGGAGGCCAAAAUUGCCGAGCGGGAUCAGAGGAUUGGUGAACUCGAGCGUCUGCUCGACUGCAUGGGAACGGAAAAGAGUCAUCUCCAUCAGAAACUGCAGGAAUGUGAACGCCGUCUUCGCUGGUUGGAGAAGAGCGAUACAACAGAUGGAGCUGCAGCCAAAAGGUCCCAAGAGCUGCAAAGGGAAGCUGGAGGCCUCAGAGAGCGGAUCAAACACUUGAACGACAUGGUCUUCUGUCAACAACGGAAGGUCAAAGGAAUGAUCGAGGAGGUGCAAAAACUACGAGCUCAAGUUGCUGAGAAGGACAUGUUCAUCUCAGAGCUGCUGGACCAAAUUGCAAUUGUGGAGUGUGAGAAUAAUGAAUUAGAAGACAAGCUCAAGUAUUUUAUGUCCACACAGAGUAGUGAAGAAGAUGAUUUGGACUUCCGGAAGAUAGGACGAGUCUGCAAUACUCCCCCAAGAGUUGAAGUACCGCGGCAUGACGCUGAAUCGCCAACUCAUCCCCAUCCUAGAAAACACCUCCCAUCUGAACAACCUCUAUUUGUCAUACCACCUCCACCCCAAAUACGACCUCCGCCGCCCCCAGAUGCUCCCUUACCAUAUACAUAUGCUUCACUACCCCCUGAACCUCCUUUAUCGCCUACAAACGCUCCGCUACCCCCGCUACCUUCAUCGCCCACACCGCCUUCAUCGCCCACGCCACCCUCAUCGCCCACGCCACCUCCAUCAUCACCCGCAUCACCUCCAUCAUCUCCCACACAAGCAUCAGCUGUGCCUCCUAUACAACAUCCUUCGAACCUCUACCUUACAACGCCUACUCAACCGAGGACAUUCAAGUACAACAAACCUCCUCCCAGCAGGCUGGAGUCCAGUUUACUUCGCUUCACACCCAUCGAGUACAGCCGCUACCUGGACGCCAACCCGACGCCCCAGAUACAAAUGUACUCCUCCGCCCAAAUCGCAUCCGAAUCCCAAAGUUACAAGUGCCAGCCUAGCGACGAGGUGGACGCAGCAACAGACACGCAGACAGCAUCGAAUAAAGACGAUGGUUCAGCGGCGUCCGGGAGAACAAGACCGAUGCUCGCGCGCCUGGAUACGCCAUUCGUGAAAUUAAUGGAAAUAACAGCAAAUAUCAAAAUUGAGUGACUGGAGAUCACUGAACUGCGAAGCCCAGUUUAAUGCGAUAUGUACCAGACCCAAUUGUAAUUGGUGAAAACAAACGGCAGAUAGCGAGAUCAUUUAAAAAAAAAAAAAAAAAAGCCAGUUUAUAGUUUUGACCCUCCCACACACUUUUAAAACAAAAUUCAACUUAGUAAGACACACUAGCACUAGUCAAGUAUUCCUUAGUUCUCAUUCUCUCGCUCGCACAGUUCUCCAAAUAGGAGGCACAACGUGCUUGCUCCAAGUUGUUUAUUUGUGUCACUUCCAUAUGAAGUUUACUGUAAAUUUGACAUGUAAAACAAACGAGAAUAAAACUUUGUAUAUUGAAAUACCCAAAUGUUCAACCAAACCAUGAAUGAACUGAAGCCCGCUAGCUUAAUGCCCAUUCCUGAGAAGACUUUACAUCAUUAUGUAUGACUUACGAUAACACAAUAUGCUAUUUACAGGAAAACCUGUCAUUUAUACCAAAAAAUACAGGCUAGUACAAUGUCCUUCAAGGUAUUAAUAGACAUUUUGUUGUACAGGCUCACUCGUGGCCCAUGUUUCGUGCCUUUGCGCUAAACUAGCAACAAGCUAACACGAGAAGACGAAACCGCAUUGUAUGUUUACUUUGAUUGAUUCCUUCUGUUAUUUUAUUUCUCGUUUCGCUGUCCUACUUUGUGAAAAUAUGAUUCUAGUUCAGUGGUGUCGAACAUACGGCCCGCGGGCCAGAACCGGCCCGCCAGGGGGGGGGGGGUCCAAUCCGGCCCGUGGGGAUGGAGAACACAUUCACUGCUAUUUUUCAAUAAAAGUAACUUUUGUCGCUAAUUUUGUCCACUGGAGGAUGCGCUGACAACACUUAAAUGACAUUGAUGCACUUGUGAAGGCCAAACGAUGCCAAGUUUCAGGAGCACACUAAUAUAAAAUGGUGUGCCAUGUUCACGCUACAAUUCUGUGAAAAUACCUUUCUUCCUCCUGUAGACAUGUUUUAAGACAUUGAAUAUCACACAAUUUCAGUAAAAACCUCACUUAAAAAGAGGUUGGUUUGUUGGAACCUUUUUGGGUUUUUUUCCCCCGAUGCAUUGCCAGAAUUCAAAUUUGUAUGUAUACAUUUACUAAGGUUGCAUAACUUAAUGCUGCAUGCUCACUGAUUUAUAAACCUGUUGAAAUAAUGUUUGGUUAAAAAUGUCAGACUGCUCAUGAUUUGCAACAAAAUUUGCAACAAGAUAAUAACUAAUAAAUGUGAAUAUUUUCCGAAAUUACUUACUUGGAAUUAUUUGGAUCAAAACAAUGGGGAAUAUUUUGAAUAGUUCUUAUUUAUGGAUUUUUGAGCCACAAAUAGUGUGGCCCAGCCCACUUGAGCUCUCAUUGGGGUGAAUGUGGCCCGCGAACUAAAAUGAGUUUGACACCCCUGUUCUAGUUGAUGUUUGCAAGAAAGAAGUCUCGAAUGAAGUCACAUACUGUAGGUGUAUAUAAUCUCAUAUUAUGAGUCCUAUUUUGUAAAUCAUAAUCGUAAGGACUAUGUUUUGGUUGUUUACAAUGAAUCUAGGCCAAAAUGAACUAAAGCGGCUGUCAGAGAAGUUUCUUCAAAACAACUGAGACGAGCCCGAGGACUGUAUCGAAGUGAACUCACACCAACCGAGAUUGUCCUUUUCUGCUCGCGAGCAACUCACUGAGAGUUAACAAGAUAUUUUGUUAUUAUUACAUUAUGCACAAGAUAUUUAUUUACAUGUGACAUGCCUUGAUGUGGUGGGAAUGCAGAAUAAAAAUGUUGUUACAUGCAA
Messenger RNA from Phyllopteryx taeniolatus (common seadragon), 4213 nucleotides. It is a transcript of the gene myzap, whose product is annotated as myocardial zonula adherens protein. The transcript has 14 exons. NCBI's taxonomy places the organism in Eukaryota, Metazoa, Chordata, Actinopteri, Syngnathiformes, Syngnathidae. Gene Ontology annotation, cellular component: intracellular anatomical structure. Bases 354 to 2435 code for a protein of 693 amino acids. The record is from RefSeq and is a predicted model, not a curated record. Gene Ontology annotation, biological process: intracellular signal transduction.